UACUACCGCCCGCCCCGACCCCUUGUAGCACCCCGGCCCCGGUAAUCGGCAAUCGGCAUCGGGCAUUCGGCAUUCCGGCAGCCAUUUUGAAGUGAAGACAUUUUUCAAGUCAACCUUCAAUUCAAAGUGAUAGAGCACGGCUAAUUUUCAUUGUUACGAUAGUGGUUCAUCAAACUGAGCUUUCAUGAUUGGAUUACCGCGUAGCGAUAGAGAUAGAGAUCGUAUAACGGUGAAAAUUCGUAACAUGAAGAGGAGUUCGUCCAGGGACAGUAUGCCGCGAUCGAAAAGAACGCGCAGUAGUAUCGGGCGUUAUGACGACAGCUCUGACGAGCGCGUCACGCCGGACAGGGUGCGUCGGAGGGUGCGGUCGCCCAGCCCUCGCGGCCGCUACGUAUCGCCCCACCGCGACGACUACGUGCGUUCGCGAGAGGUCAGAGAGGAAUCGGCGCGUCCUUACUAUAAAGUGUUGUGCGUCAGCGCCCUGCACCCCAAAGCCUCCGACGACAUCAUCAAAGACACCUUGUAUCGUGAAUACAAAAAGUUCGGCGAUUUCAGCAUCAAGAUAUCCCACGAGUUGGACGAGCGCGUAGCGUAUGUAUGCUUCCGUAGUGUAGAGGACGCGAAGGACGCCAAGCACGCCAAACCUAGAAUCAUUUUAUACGACAAAGUGGCUAUCGUCGAUCCUGUGUAUGAACCGGUCAGAUCGGAGUAUAGGAGCAGACCCAGGAGCAUAACGCCACCAGAUUAUGAACGCCCGUACUCCUACGCGUGGUCGCCAGUUCCCGAAAGACGUAGACCGCCACCAGACGAGCGAGCUUACGGGAUGCCUCCUGCGGUUCCGCCGCAUCAUCGAGACUUCCGUCCUCCUAUGCAUGACUAUCCAAUGGCUGGCCCACAUGGGCCUCCAAUGCAUCACCGUCCACCAAUGCACCAUCCUCCGCAUCCUCACUACAUGCCCCGGCCAUACAUGCCACGUCCGCAUCAUCCACCUUUUGAGAAAAUGGAGAACAAAAAAGAUAAAUUUCCUAAUUAUUUGCAUCACGUCCAACCUGAAGAUGACCCUCUGGCCACUAGGACACUGUUUGCUGGUAACCUGGAAAUAAACAUAUCUGAUGAGGAAUUACGCCGGAUUUUUGGACGCUAUGGUAUUGUUGAAGAUAUUGAUAUUAAAAGACCACCUCCUGGUACUGGAAAUGCAUUUGCAUUUGUGCGUUAUCAAACUCUGGACAUGGCACAUCGCGCUAAGGUUGAAUUGUCUGGUCAAUACAUUGGUAAAUUCCAGUGUAAAAUUGGAUAUGGGAAAGCUACACCUACAACUCGUGUGUGGGUAGGUGGUUUAGGGCCGUGGACUUCAGUGGCACAACUCGAGCGAGAGUUUGAUAGAUUUGGGGCUAUAAAGAAAAUUGAAUAUGCUAAAGGUGAACCGCAUGCAUAUAUUUUGUAUGACUCAAUAGAUGCAGCUCAGGCUGCAGUAAAGGAAAUGAGAGGAUUCCCAUUAGGGGGACCUGAUAGACGUCUGCGUAUUGACUUUGCUGAUGUUGGUCCAGGAGGUCCAUUCAGGCCAAAAACAUUUGCGCCUCCUGUGGGGGAAGAGGGUCGAUCAACAGAACCAUACGAGGGUUAUGAAGGUACUUGGGACGAAGGCUAUGGGUAUGCAGGUGGGUACAGGGGUAGAGGGGGACACAGAGGCCGUGGGCGUGGAAUGUACCGUGGUGUGUAUCAUGGCACUGGCGACUAUCGCGACGACGAGUGGAGACGCCCACCGGACACUGAGUAUGAUGGUCAAAUUCGCAGAUCUGGUUCCCGCGAACCAGGUGUUGACAGAUCCCGUUCCCGAUCCCCUCGUCGGCGUUCUCCUGACAGUGAUUCUGAUGGCUCUCCCCGCAGAGGUGGUGGAAUGCUAGUGUCUGCUAGAACAUUACCUGAAGUGGUUCGCAAAGCCACUACAAUAUGGAAUGGAGCAUUGAUUUUGAAAAACUCCCUAUUCCCGACGAAAUUCCAUCUCACAGAUGGUGACUCUGAGAUUAUUGACAGUUUGAUGAAAGAUGAGGAAGGUAAAAAUCAGUUGAGAAUCACUCAGAGACUUCGCUUGGAUCAGCCUAAACUCGAUGAUGUCCAGAAGCGCAUAGCAACAUCCAGCUCACACGCUAUUUUCUUAGGAGUGGCGGGCUCUACUGCCUCCAUUACAAACGAGGAUAGUAGCAUUCAGACAAGACCUAUGAGAAACCUAGUGUCAUACUUAAAGCAAAAGGAGGCUGCCGGAGUAAUAUCUCUUCUAAACAAAGAGACUGAGGCAACUGGUGUGUUGUACUCAUUCCCUCCGUGUGAUUUUUCAACGGAACUGUUGAAGAGGACUUGUCACAACCUCACAGAUGAGAGUCUGAAGGAAGACCACUUGGUUAUAGUAGUGGUGCGUGGAGGGUCUGCCUAGUUGUAGAAUAGUAAUAUAGACCAUCUGUGUUAGUUUAAGAUUUUAUGAAAUACCUUUUAAUAUUUUCAGAAUGUUAAGAAAACACAAUUUUUAUUAUAUAACUGUGUCGUGUAGUGUUUGUGAGGUGUAUGUAAAAAUUAUUUGUGAAGGUUCAAUAUUACUUUAUAAAUGUGCGAGUGCUCUGAAUGCCACAGUUAUAGUGUAAAGCAAUAAUAUGUAUUGCAGUUUUUUUUAAAGUUACUUUUGAUUUAUUUAAAUUAGUAUUUGCUAGGAAUCAUAUGCAAGACAAAAUAUACAUUGUGUACUAAGUUAUAGUGUAUACAUUAAUCAGUGUAAGUUAGGUGACGUGUAGUGUGUGUGAACACAAAUAGAAUAUUUUAUUCCA
This is a messenger RNA of Bicyclus anynana (squinting bush brown), 2816 nucleotides long. It is a transcript of the gene nito, whose product is annotated as RNA-binding protein spenito. The record is from RefSeq and is a predicted model, not a curated record. Gene Ontology annotation, molecular function: mRNA binding. Bases 185 to 2431 code for a protein of 748 amino acids. Gene Ontology annotation, cellular component: nucleus. Gene Ontology annotation, biological process: regulation of alternative mRNA splicing, via spliceosome. Lineage: Eukaryota; Metazoa; Arthropoda; Insecta; Lepidoptera; Nymphalidae. The transcript has 2 exons.